AUGGACAGUUAUGACCAAGAUAAGGAACCUCAGUUCUACUAUCACUUGGAAUAUAGAAGUGGUCACUGGGCCAUCAACCCCGUGCCCAGUACAGCUGUGGAGAGGAAGAGAAACCAGAAUGUCAACAAACUUGUCUCUCUGCAGAGGGAGAGGUCUCUGGAGUCAGGCAACAUGACCAGAGUUCAGGAGUUUGUCUUGCUGGGUUUGUCCACCAGGCUAGACAUAAGGGAUGUUCUGCUUGCCAUCUUCCUGACCCUCUACCUGCUGACCCUCCUGGAGAACACGCUCAUCAUCUACCUUGUUUGCAGUCACAGCGAGCUCCACAAGCCCAUGUACUUCUUCCUGGGCAACCUCAGCUGCCUGGAGAUGUGCUACGUGUCAGUGACCAUGCCCAGCCUGCUCGUGGGGCUGAGGACUGGACCCUACCACAUCUCCUUCACAGCCUGCAUGACCCAGCUCUUCUUCUUUAUAGUCCUCAUCGGCACGGAGUGCACCCUCCUGGCCUCCAUGGCCUAUGACCGCUAUGUGGCCAUCUGCCACCCACUCCACUACCCACUGCUCAUGAGGCCCCAGGUCUGCCUGGGCUUGGCCAUGACUUCAUGGCUUGGGGGGCUGCUGGUCUCAGUGGUAAAGACAUCUUGCAUCGCCAGCCUUUCCUACUGUGGCCCCAACGUUCUCAACCACUUCUUCUGUGAUGUCUCCCCUCUGCUCAACCUGUCCUGCCCCCCUGUGGCCCUGACUGAGCUGGUGGACUUCAUCUCUGCCAUCGUCAUCUUCUGUGGAACACUGUUGGGAGCCCUGGCCUCCUACUCAGCCAUCGGGGUGGCCGUGCUCCACAUGCCCUCAGCCGCGGCCCGGCGCAAGGCCUUUUCCACCUGCGCCUCCCACCUGGUGGUGGUGGGCAUCUUCUACUCAGCAGCCCUCUUCAUCUACUGCCGCCCCAGCCGCAUCAGACCCAUGGACCUCAGCAAGGUGCUGUCAGUCAUCUACACGGUGCUCACGCCCAUGUGCAACCCCAUCAUCUACUGCCUGCGGAACAGGGAGGUCCACGUGGUGCUUCGGAAAACUCUCCACUGGCCUUGA
This is a messenger RNA of Callorhinus ursinus (northern fur seal), 1083 nucleotides long. RefSeq names its product olfactory receptor 6Z7-like. Gene Ontology annotation, biological process: G protein-coupled receptor signaling pathway. The record is from RefSeq and is a predicted model, not a curated record. Gene Ontology annotation, molecular function: olfactory receptor activity; G protein-coupled receptor activity. Gene Ontology annotation, cellular component: membrane. Lineage: Eukaryota; Metazoa; Chordata; Mammalia; Carnivora; Otariidae.